AUUUUAAUCAAUAGAAAGGUGGUCGUUGAAAAAACUCGUGGUUAGGAUUCCAUCAAAAUUGGAAAAGGAAUAACAGUUUUUAAUAUUAAAAUGGGUAGAUUUUUGUUGUUGUAAAAGAUAAACAAAAAUACAUAAAGUAAUCGUUAAAUCCAGUUAUAAUUAUUUUAUGAACAAUGAUUGAUAAAGUGCAAUUUGUUGAUAUUAUUGAACCGCGAAAUAAACAAUUUGGUAUAUUUAAGUUUAUGACUCGACCAUGGCAUCCGAAAAAGAGUUUAAUCAUGGAUACAUCUUGUACGCCAGAGGAAAUAAAGGAAAUCGUAGCACGUUCCACAUAUAUUGAUUCAUUCAUUGAGGCGGAGAGUGUUAGAAGUGGAGUCCAUAAAGAACAGCUGAUGAAGCAGGUCAGGGAACACCUAGAAGAAAUGGGUCUGGAUAAAAAAAUGCAUGUGAUUAGAUGGAUGGGAAUUGUGUUCCUUAAAAUCUCUUUCAUGAUGAGAAUUGGAAUUUUCGUCAAUGAAGCUGCGAUUUUAAAGUUAAAAGAGCAAAUGGGGACGAAUCCUAUAAUAUUUCUGCCGACACAUCGCAGUUACGCAGACUUCUGCGUGUUGACAUAUUUAUGCUACCACUACGAUAUUGAGUUGCCGGCAGUCGCCGCGGGAAUGGAUUUCUACUCGAUGGCGGUGGUCGGACAACGUAUGCGGGAGACGGGAGCUUUCUACAUCCGCCGCACGAUGGUGGGGGCGCCACUGUACGCGGCCACGCUCAAGCAAUACGUGCGCACGUUGGUCGCAAAGUACCACGCCCCUCUCGAGUUCUUUAUAGAGGGUACUAGGAGUAGGAGCAAUAAAUCAUUACCACCAAAGUAUGGUAUGUUAUCGAUGAGUCUGAUGGGAUACUUCGCGGGCGAAGUGUCAGACAUAACUAUCGUGCCUGUCAACUUCAGCUAUGAUCGCAUCAUGGAACAAGUAUUGUUCGCGUAUGAACACAUCGGAGUGCCCAAGCCGAAGGAAUCUACAGGCGGUUUUUUAAAAUCGCUCCGCAGUUUGAACGAUCACUUCGGCAAUAUAUACGUAAACUUCGGUACGCAGAUAUCUCUGAAGGAAUUCUUGAAGGGUACAAACUUAGUAACAAACGAGAGUUUAAAACCAGCGAGUCUUCAGCAAUUGACAACUGAACAAUUAUCCCAAGUACGGGACAUAGCAGAUGAAGUCGUAGUAUUGCAGCAAAACAGCGCUGUAGCGACAAUAUCGAAUCUACUAGCGUUUGUCCUAAUGGAUAGCUUAAUGAAGUGUGAAGUGCUUGAUUAUGAAUGUCUUUUGCUUGAAGUUGAAUGGAUGAUGGAAGUGUUAAGCGGAUUAGGAGCGUCGGUUUAUGAAAAAGAUAUAAAAAAUAGUGUGGAUAGGAUAUUAGUGGUACAUCAUAAGAUGGUGGCGUUGGACAGGGAGAGGCGACUGCGGCUACUGACUGGUGAUCUAAUGAAAGUAUCUGAUGACGUCACGGCUAAAAUGAAAGGGCACAUUUUGAAGGCAGAGACGAUGAUGACCGCAUUACCUGUCAUACAAUUGCAAAUAUACAUAAACCCAAUGCUACAUUAUAUCGUGACUCCAGCACUAGUAUACGUUCUUGUUAAACGCGGACCAACUAAUAAAGACACACUGGCAAAUGAUUAUCAUCGGUUGAGAAAAUUGCUAAAACACGAAUUCUUUUACGUCGCUAGAACUGAGAAAGAAAUAUUCAAUAAAGCCAUAGAUUAUUGCACGACACAAGGUGUAAUAGUUAACAAGGAGGGUACAAUGUCUGCGGGCGACGCUCACAGACUGCAGUUCUUGUUGGAGUGGGCCUUGCUGCCGUUCCUCACCACGCUAAAGCUGUGUAUGGAUGUUAUGACUGAGAAGAAGCGUUGCGAGCACGCGCAGGUGCUGAAGCGCGUGCAGGCGGCGGCGGAGCGCGCGGCGCAGCACCCCUACUGCCUCAGCCUGGAGUGCGCCGCCAGCGGGUUGCGCGGCCUGCUCGCCGCCGCCGCGCUGCGCACACACAAAACGGGUUCGGAAAAUGUUUACGAAGUGGUGCCGCCGGCAAUGGAGGGUUGUCGUCAACUAGUCAAUUCAGUGUUGUCUGAAAUAAACGCGGUUUGGGGUAGAAACAACCCCGUACUGCUGCACGCGCCCCUCCCCUCGCGGCUCUAGUGGUUACUUUUAGUUGCAGCUUGUUUCUGUGUUAUUGCGUAUUUAUUACAAUGGUAUAGCCAUUUUGAAGGAAAGUGAAUUAUUAUUAAGUCAAAUGAGUUAUUCAACGUAGGCAGUGUGAUUGUUUUAAAAUAGAAAAUAUAAGAUAAUGUUAAUUUAGAAUAGAAAAGCUGAGAUUUUUAAUGUAUUAACUACCAGGCUCAAGACAUAGUUUUAUAAGCGCUAAUUAAAUAUUUUUUUUUAAUGAUUACAGUAGUAAUUUUUUAAUUGUUAUCAGUAUUCAGUUAUUCCAAGCAAAUUUAUUUUACUUGCAGUUAUUUAACAGUAUUAAAAUG
Molecule: messenger RNA, 2521 nt
Organism: Papilio polytes (common Mormon)
Lineage: Eukaryota; Metazoa; Arthropoda; Insecta; Lepidoptera; Papilionidae
Gene: Dhap-at
Product: dihydroxyacetone phosphate acyltransferase
Exons: 11
Coding region: 174-2186 (670 amino acids)
Biological process (GO): ether lipid biosynthetic process
Cellular component (GO): peroxisomal membrane; mitochondrial membrane
Molecular function (GO): glycerone-phosphate O-acyltransferase activity
Source: RefSeq, a predicted model, not a curated record